UUUAUUCAGGUACGACGAUCGCAAUGAAACAGUUAUUUAUAAUCGUGUGCUGUACCCUAGUGGUGACUAAUGCUCAGUUCCCCGGAUUCAGCAUUAGUCCCAGUGGAUUCGGUGGCUUUUCGUUUUCGAGCCCAUUUUUCAACUCUUCAUUCACGCCUUCAAAUCCGAUGGAUCGUAUAUCUAAAAUUUCAUCUACGAUCGGAAACACAGUGAACAAUGUACAACGAAACCUUCCAAGGCUGCCACAGCUGCCAAAUCCUAUCACAGCGUUUUCUCGAUUUGCUAGGCCGUCCAGCAAUUCAGUGAAUUCAAACACAAACUCCAAUUCAAACCAGAAUUCGUUUGAUAACCGAGCCGAUUCUGGUGCUGACGUGGCUAGGAAUACGUUUAAUGAGCUCAUGAAUCGAAUUCCUGGCGUUCCUAAUUUUGGAAAUCCCAGUGAUCUGUUCAACUCAUUUAAGGAUUCGAUGAAUAAAAUAACGAAUCAGAGAGCCGCUAACCCCGACCAGAUAUUCAACCAAAUGAACCAAUUUCUACCAGAAGUGGCUCGCGUAAUGAAUAAUGUUGCCAAUUACACCAAGUCAGCUGCCAACACUGAUGCAUGGCGGAAUAUAUCUAGUGUCAUUCGGCACCAAAUGCAGAACAGAAUAGAUUCAAUGGUACGUGGCUUUUCUAACAUCACUUCCGCAAUGAAAAACGUUGCCAAUAGUUUGCCGAGCCUUGUGCCCGGUCAAGGCUUGAAUACGACGCUUCGCAAUGAGCCGUUCUUUUUCCCCAAUCGAUCUGGGAUUGUUCACUUGUUUGAGUGGAAGUUCGAUGACAUUGCAGAAGAGUGUGAGAAAGUGCUGGGACCGAAUGGGUAUGGAGGCGUGCAGGUAUCUCCGAUCAAUGAAUACUUAGUAUCACCUUCUCGAUCAUGGUGGGAACGAUAUCAACCGAUUUCCUACGAAAUCAAAUCACGAUCGGGUAACGAGGAGCAGUUCUCCGAUAUGGUGCAGCGUUGCUUAAAAGCCGGCGUGCGAGUCUACGUGGAUGUGGUGGUUAACCACAUGGCUGCUCCGGGAUCCUAUGCACCGCUAUACGGUACUGCUGGAUCAACCUGUGAUCCAUUGGCUAGGGAUUUCCCAGCCGUUCCGUUCAACAGAUCCCAUUUUCAUGCCACUUGCCAGAUAGAUAAUUAUAAUAAUGCGACCAAUGUUAGAGAUUGCGAACUGGUGUCUCUGCCUGAUCUGGAUCAAUCGAACAGCUUCGUACGGGAGAAGGUCGUCGAAUAUUUGAACCAUUUGAUCGAUCUUGGUGUAGCAGGAUUCCGAAUGGAUGCGUGCAAACAUAUGGCUCCAGCAGAUUUGAAAGCUAUCUACGAUAGCUUGAAACCGGUUAAUGCACUCUACUUCUAUCCACCAUUGGCUAGGCCGUUCAUCUAUCAGGAAGUCAUCGAUCUGGGUACCGAAGCCGUUUCCGCCAAAGAGUAUACGGAUCUAGGCGUGGUAACGGAGUUCGAUUGGUGUCUUAUAGUGGGGGAAGUCUUCGGCGGCACUCUCACUGCAUCCGCUCUUGAGAUGCUCACUAAGAACGGCUCAACGGGAGUUCUGCUUCCAUCCAGUCAAGCUCUGGUGUUCGUAGAUAAUCAUGACAAUCAGCGUGGUCACGGAGCAGGAGGUGAUUCGAUUCUCAACUAUAAGAAGAAGCCACAGUACAUCCAGGCAGUGGCAUUCACUCUAGCCACCGACUAUGGAAUAGCGAGAGUGAUGAGCUCUUAUGAUUUCUCGAACACUGACCAAGGGCCCCCACAGGAUUUGCUUCAAAUUAUUAAAUCUCCAGGCGUCGCAGCAGAUGGCUCGUGUACGAAUGGCUGGGUAUGCGAACACCGUUGGCCAGAGAUUAGAAGAAUGGUUCUAUUCAAAAACUAUGUUGACGGGACUCCACUAGACCAUAUUCAGUCGACGAAUGAAACGUUCGCUUUUUGCCGUGGAGAAAAAGGGUUUAUCGUGUUCAACAAUUCAGAGGACACGAUAACGCAAGUUUACCACACGUGCCUACCGCAAGGUCAGUAUUGUGAUAUUAUAUCGGGAGAACUAUCCCACGGAGCAUGUACAGGAACGGUCAUCAACGUUGAUUCAAAUGGAGAUGCUGAAAUAACUCUUGCUAAAAAUUCUGUAGUAGGUCUAUAUAUUCCUUCGAAGGUUACAUGA
Ochlerotatus camptorhynchus is the source of this 2192-nucleotide messenger RNA. Its product is annotated as alpha-amylase I-like. Gene Ontology annotation, molecular function: alpha-amylase activity; cation binding. Bases 24 to 2192 code for a protein of 722 amino acids. Lineage: Eukaryota; Metazoa; Arthropoda; Insecta; Diptera; Culicidae. Gene Ontology annotation, biological process: carbohydrate metabolic process. The transcript has 2 exons. The record is from RefSeq and is a predicted model, not a curated record.